AUGCAUGUGAGUGAAAUAGUGCUGUUAUGCCUAACGUACAGGUUGCACGCUGGAAAUGCCCAGCCAGCGCCUGCAGCACCGGGGUCUUCAGGGGCUGAGCACGAGCCGGAGCCGGAGGAGUCUCUAGCGGGAGACAAUCCAAUGGACGUGGAUCUUGAAGCGAUCCCUGAGGAAGAACCAGAGGAGGAAGAACCCGAGGCUGAACCUAAGGAUGAGCCUGCUGAGUCCGCAGAGCCUGAAGAAGAGCCGGAGUAUAUACUCCCGUAUGAACAGUGGAUGGACCCCGAGUUCGUACCUGAGGAUGAUUUCCUUGAGGAGCCGGUCGAGGAGGAGCAGGACGAGGUUCCAGCUGAGUCGGUUGAUGAGGAUAGAGAGUAUCGGAAGUAUGAGAGUACAGUUUGGAUCGAUGAUGGUGAGCAGUACUUGACAGCUCACAAGUACAUGGCUUGGUUUCUGAGGGAUGGAGCUCAGACUUUUGGUCCUCUUUGGGGAUUUGAUAUUCCCCCUGACGAUGGUUUAGGAGUGUGGGAUCUUAUGGAGAUUGAUCCCCCUGAUGGAGCUGUUGUUAAUCCUGAGUCCGAACCGAUAGUUACGGAACCCCCGGCGUGGUCCGAGGAGUCAGACCCUGAACCGGAGCCUUUGCCGCCUGGUUCUUAUAAUGAGGCAUCUGACCCGGCUUCACCAAGAACACUGUCAGGAUGCUGUAGAGGUUUUUGA
Molecule: messenger RNA, 717 nt
Organism: Syzygium oleosum
Lineage: Eukaryota; Viridiplantae; Streptophyta; Magnoliopsida; Myrtales; Myrtaceae
Exons: 3
Coding region: 1-717 (238 amino acids)
Source: RefSeq, a predicted model, not a curated record